AAUCGACACAUAGAUACCAAUAAUAUGUCGUUGAUGAAGGAAUAAGUAAUUUUAAUUACAUGGCUUUCUGAUUACAUUAUAUUCCCAAGACAUUUCCUAACUCCCAAUAGAUUAUUGGUAUUACUGGAUAGGUAGAUUGCUGGGAUUACUUGAUUAUUACAGAUACACAGAGAAUACAAUUGUAGGAGUUCUUUUAGAAAACAACGCAUGGUGGCGCUGCAGGCUAAGGCGUAGGAGAAAACCAAACCAAAAAAAAAAAAAAAAAAAAAAAAAAAGCCCAGGAAAUUCAACUGACUACCUCAGAUCUCUAGCGGAGGAGAGAAGCCUGUAAGCGGAGCUGAGGACCUUGAGUCUCCAGGUAAUGCAACUCACCGACAUUUCCGGACAGAUUACCGACUGGGACACUCAUCACUGUCUCAGUGCCAUUGUUCCCUAACGUAGAGCUGGGCCCGGUUCCUGGAAAGGUGCUUGUGGAAUAAAGAUGGAGGCCGGAGGGGAGUGCUUUCCUAAACAAAGGCAAGUCCUGAUUCUCUUUCUUUUGGUGGAAGUGGCUCUGGCUGGCUGGGAAUCCCAUCGCUAUUCCGUGGUGGAGGAAACCGAGAGCGGCACAUUUGUGACCAAUCUGGCCAAGGACCUGGGGCUGGGAGCGGGAGAGCUAGCUGCGCGGGGAGCCCGGGUGGUCACUGAGGAUAACGAACACCGAUUGCAGCUUGAUCUGCAGACUGGGGACUUGAUAUUAAAUGAGAAACUGGACCGGGAGGAGAUGUGUGGCCCCACCGAUCCAUGUGUAAUGCAUUUCCAAGUGUUACUGAAAAAACCUUUGGGAGUAUUUCGAGCUGAGCUACUGGUGAGAGACAUAAAUGAUCAUUCUCCUGAGUUUCCUGAAAGAGAAAUGACGCUGAAAAUCCUAGAGACUAGCCCUCCUGGAGCCGUGUUUCCUCUGAAAAAAGCCCAGGACUUGGACGUGGGCAAGAACAACAUCCAAAACUACAGCAUCAGCCCCAACUCUCAUUUCCAUAUUUCCAUCCGCAACCGGGGAGAUGGCAGGAAAUACCCAGAGCUGGUGCUGGACAAAGAGCUGGAUCGUGAGGAUCAGGCUGAGCUCAGACUAACUCUCACAGCGCUGGAUGGCGGUUCUCCACCCCGGUCCGGCACCGCCCAGGUCCACAUCUUGGUCUUGGACGUCAAUGACAAUGCCCCCGAGUUUGCACAGGCACUCUACCAAGUGCAGGUUCCAGAGAACAGCCCUGUAGGGUCCCUAGUUGUCAAGGUUUCUGCUAGAGAUGUAGACACUGGGACAAAUGGAGAGAUAUCAUACUCCCUUUCAUAUAGUUCUCAGGAGAUAAGCAAAACUUUUGAAGUGAACAGCCUUUCCGGAGAAGUUCGACUAAUCAAAACACUAGAUUUUGAGACAAUAUCCUCUUAUGAGCUGGAUAUAGAUGCCUCUGAUGGCGGGGGACUUUCUGGAAAAUGUUCAGUCUCCAUUGAGGUGGUGGAUGUUAACGAUAACUACCCAGAACUAACUAUUUCAUCACUUACCAGCCCCAUCCCUGAAAAUUCCCCAGAGAUAGAAGUGGCACUGUUUCGGAUUCGAGACCGAGACUCGGGAAACAAUGGAAGGAUGACUUGCUCCAUCCAAGAUAAUCUCCCCUUCCUCCUGAAACCAACGGAAGAGAAUUUCUACACCCUAGUUACAAAUGGGGCUCUGGACAGAGAGACCAGAACACAAUACAAUGUCACCAUCACGGUUACCGACUUGGGGACUCCCAGACUGGAAAUCCAGCACAACAUAACCGUGCUAGUCUCCGACGUCAACGACAACGCCCCCGCCUUCACCCAAACCUCCUACACCCUCUUCAUCCCAGAGAACAACAGCCCCGCCCUGCACGUAGGCAGCGUCAGCGCCACAGACAGAGACGCGGGCGCCAACGCCCAGGUCACCUACUCCCUGCUGUCGCCCCAGGACCCCAGCCUGCCCCUGGACUCGUUGGUAUCCAUCAACGCUGACAAUGGUCACCUGUUCGCCCUGAGGGCGUUGGAUUUCGAGGCCCUGCAGGCUUUCGAGUUCCUGGUGGGCGCCACAGACCGCGGGUCCCCAGAGCUGAGCAGCCAGGCGCUGGUGCGCGUGCAGGUGCUGGACGCCAAUGACAACGCGCCCUUCGUGCUGUACCCGCUGCAGAACGGCUCUGCGCCCUGCACCGAGCUGGUGCCCAGGGCGGCGGAGCCUGGCUACCUGGUGAGCAAGGUGGUGGCGGUGGACAGCGACUCGGGCCAGAACGCCUGGCUGUCUUACCAGCUGCUCAAGGCCACAGAGCCCGGGCUGUUCAGCGUGUGGGCGCACAAUGGCGAGGUGCGCACUGCGCGGCUGCUGAGCGAGCGCGACGCGGCCAAGCACAGGCUGCUGCUGCUGGUCAAGGACAAUGGCGAGCCUCCGCUGUCAGCCAGCGUCACGCUGCACGUGCUGCUGGUGGAUGGCUUCUCGCAGCCCUACCUCCCUCUGCCCGAAGUCGCGGCCGAGGCUGCCCAGACUGACCCGCUCACGGUCUACCUGGUCAUCGCGUUGGCGUCGGUGUCGUCGCUCUUCCUGUUCUCGGUGCUGGCGUUCAUCGCGGUGCGGCUGUGUAGGAGGAGCAGGUCUGGCUUGGUGGGUGGCUACUCGGUGCCUGAGGCCCACUUUCCGGGCCACCUUGUGGACGUCAGUGGCACCGGGACUUUGUCCCAGAGCUACCAGUAUGAGGUGUGUCUGACGGGAGACUCUGGGAGUAAUGAGUUCAAAUUCUUGAAGCCUAUCUUCCCCAAUAUUCUAGGCCAGGACAUUGGGAGGAAGUCGGAGGGAAAUCCAACAUUCCGUAAUAGUUUAGGAAUCUGAGAUUUCCCCACUUGCAGCAUUAGUGGUGUCUCCUUUUACUUUUCUUUAAAAUCCAUUAGUAGCCUUUCAUUUUACUUGCUUUUCCUUUUCUCUAUUAUUUUCCUUAGUAAAAUUGUUCUUUGUUUCAUUGUCUUAUAAUUAUUUUUCCAAUUAUUGUAUUAUUAGUGAAAAAUAUCAGAAAAUGUUAUAUUUAUGACUAAAUUUUUAGCACUAAAGGGUAAUAUGAAAGUGAACCUUUCAGAAAAAAACAUAAUUCUAAUUUUAAAAUUACUCACCUUACUAUAUGACACUACAUAUAAAUAUCUGAUUCCCUUCUACCAUACUUCAUUUUUAAAUUAUUAGAAGUUUUUUUAUUAGUUUUUAUUAUUUACACCACUAUGACUUGUUUUACAACCCUUUUUCUGUUUGGGGCAGAAUCAAUCUGUAUUCUCUCCAAUUUCUUUUGAGCUCUGUUUGCAUUUUUGUUUUAUCAAUAGGUAGUCGCAUUAUAAUUUUAUGCUGCUUAUAUCAAAAUCACACUUAUAAUUAUUAGAGUUUCACUCUAAAAUACAUACUAUCUUAUGAAAAUAUACCUUUGUUAUCUAUUUUAUUUUUUGAAUUUAUUGGGGUGACAUUGAUUAAUAAAAUUAUAUAGGUUUCAGGUAUUAUAGCUCUACAAUACAUCUGUAUAUUGUGUUGUUUACUACCCCAAGUCAAGGCUCCUUCUUUCUUAUCUAAUGUUGAAAAAACUCCUGAGUUCUUCCUCAUAUUUAACUGAUAAGCUAUGAUCCUGAUAAGAGUCCUGUGAAGUUUAUUGGUACCCAGAAUGACUGCGUUUAACUUGUUUCUAUGAACUCUAAAGGUCAAUAGACUCUAGGACCAGGUAAUGCAUUGCCUGAAAUUGUCUCUUGCUAUUGCAGAGAAAUUCUCAUGUGAGCUCCAAAUUCUGGGCCUAGAGGAGCUAUGGAUGGCAUAGGAGGCCUUGGACCAUGAUAUUGUUCUGGUUGAUAUGGAAUCUGAAAAAAUACAUAAAGGAAUUAAUAUUAAUUGAAGAUUAUUUAUUAAAGAUAUGUUAAGAGGAGUGAUGAAUGAUCUGAAGAAAUAAUCAGCUCCAUUGUCAGGACUCCUCUAUCUCCAGGAGCCUCUUAACUUUGCAGAUACUGUAUGGAAUGGUGUGGGGGGCAGAAUAAUGGCCCCCUUAAGACAUUCACCUCCUAUUCCCCGGAACCUGUGAAUAUUUUAUGUUAUAUUGCAAAAGGGGUGUCAGGUUCAGAUUGAAUUAAGGUUGCUAAUCACCUAACCUUAAAAUAUGGAAAACAUCCUAAAUGAUCUGGGUGGGCCUGAUUCAGUCAGUUGAAAGGAUUUAAAAGCAUAGCUGAGUCUUCCCUGAGAUUAAAAAAAAAAAAAGAAAAGAAAAGAAAGGAAAUUAUGACCAUGGACAGCAGCUGCAGCUUGUGCCCAGAGUUGCAGCCUGCUCUUUUUAUCACUUUCUUUUUCCAUUUUGGACUUGCCUAGUCAACUCUCACAAUUGAGUAAAUCACUUUCGUGCAAUAAAUCUCUUAAUAUGUAUCUCCUGCUGGUCCUGUUUCUCUGGUUGAACCCUGACUAAUAUGGAGUCGGUACCUGAAGUGGAGUGCUGCUGUAACGAAUAACUGAAAAUGUAGAAGUUGCUUUGGAAUUAGGCAGUGAACAGAGGCUGGAAAAUUUUUAAAGAGCAUGAUCAAAAAAGCUUGAAUUUGUUUGGACAGACUGUUAGUUUAAAUAUGGAUGUGAACAACUCUGAUAGCAAAGAUUCUGAAGAAAGUAAGGAGUAUGGUGGGGGAAACAUACUGCUUUACAGAAAUGAGGAAAAUGAUAUUGGAAGCUGGAGGAAAGGAAAUUCUUGUUAUGUAGUGGCAGAAAACUUAUGAAUUGUGUCCUUCAGUGGAAAUGUGCAAAGAAGGACUUGUGAACAAUGAACUUGGAUAUUUUGAGAGAAGCUUUCCAGGCUAGGGCUGAAGUUGCAGCCUGGUUUCUUCUUGCUGCUUUUAGUAAAAAGUGAGAGAAUGAGAUAGUGUGAGGGAAGGAUUUGUAAGCAAAGAGGAACCAGAAUUUAAUGGUUUGGGGAAUUUAUGGCCUAUUUAAAUUGUGGAAGAUGCUAAAACGAGGAGAUUCAUGAUCAGGAAAGCAUGUUCUGGUG
Phyllostomus discolor (pale spear-nosed bat) is the source of this 5027-nucleotide messenger RNA. RefSeq names its product protocadherin beta 15 (gene PCDHB15). The transcript has a single exon. Gene Ontology annotation, biological process: homophilic cell-cell adhesion. The record is from RefSeq and is a predicted model, not a curated record. Gene Ontology annotation, cellular component: plasma membrane. NCBI's taxonomy places the organism in Eukaryota, Metazoa, Chordata, Mammalia, Chiroptera, Phyllostomidae. The coding region runs from base 482 to 2869 and encodes 795 amino acids. Gene Ontology annotation, molecular function: calcium ion binding.